AGCUCACAGAGAUCAUGGCUGUUGCUUUUGUUCUCACCCUGGCCCGUAGUUGUAUCAACAUGCCUUCCGUCCUGCUGCUGGAAGCCAUCUGCAUUUGCCUGUUGGCGGGAGCACCCCCUUCCCUCCCUCUUCAGGAAGUCCACGUGAGCAGGGAGACCCUGGGGAAGAUUUCAGCUGCCAGCAAAACUGUAUGGUGCUCCGCCGCGGUGGACGUCCUGUUUCUGAUAGAUGGCUCUCACAGCAUCGGGAAAGGGAGCUUUGAAAGGGCCAAGCACUUCGCCAUCACGGUCUGCGCUGCUCUGGACAUCCACCCCGAGAGGGUCAGGGUAGGAGCGGUCCAGUUCAGUUCCGCUCCUUGGCUGGAAUUCCCCUUGGACUCCUUGUCAACCCAACAGGAAGUGAAGACAAAACUCAAGAGGAUGGUUUUCAAAGGAGGGCGCACCGAGACAGGCCUCGCUCUGAAAUACUUUCUGCGCAGAGGGUUCCCCGGGGGCCGAAAUGCCUCUGUGCCCCAGGUCCUCAUCAUCAUCACGGACGGCAGGUCCCAAGGACAGGUGGCACUGCCGGCCAAGCAGCUGCAGGAGAGAGGGGUCACUGUGUUUGCCGUGGGCGUGCACUUUCCCAGGUGGGAGGAGCUGCACACGCUGGCCAGCGAGCCCAGGGAGCAGCACGUGCUGAUGGCCGAGCAGGUGGAGGACGCCACCAACGGCCUGUUCAGCGCCCUCAGCAGCUCCGACUUCUGUACCUUCGCCUCUCCAGACUGCAGGGUCCAGCCUCACCCCUGUGAGCGCAAGACGCUGGAGACGGUCAGGGAGCUGGUCGGCAGCGGCCUGUGCUGGAGAGGAUCGCGGGGGACCGAUGGUGUGCUGGCUGCCCCCUGCCCCUUCUUCAGCUGGAAGAGAGUGUUCUUAACCCACCCUGCCACCUGCUACAGGACCACCUGCCCAGGCCCCUGUGACUCGCAGCCUUGCCGGAAUGGAGGCACGUGUGUUCCAGAAGGACUGGACAGGUACCACUGCCUGUGCCCGCCGGCCUUCAGAGAGGAGGCUAACUGUGCCCCGACGCUGAGCCUGGCGUGCAGAAUCGACGUCCUCUUCCUGCUGGCCAGCUCGGCAGGCACCACGCUGGAGGGCUUCCUGCGGGCCAAGGCCUUUGUGAAGCGGUUUGCCCAGGCAUCACUGAACGAGGACUCCCGGGCCCGCGUGGGUGUGGCCUGGUACAGCGGGGAGCUGGAGGUGGCAGUGCCCGUGGGCGAGUACCUGGACGUCUCGGCAGGCACCACGCUGGAGGGCUUCCUGCGGGCCAAGGCCUUUGUGAAGCGGUUUGCCCAGGCAUCACUGAACGAGGACUCCCGGGCCCGCGUGGGUGUGGCCUGGUACAGCGGGGAGCUGGAGGUGGCAGUGCCCGUGGGCGAGUACCUGGACGUGCCCGACCUGGCCCGACAGCUGCUCCUGCUGGGCCUGGGCAGCGAGGCUGUACGGGCAGAGCUGGAGGAGAUCACGGGCAGCCCAGAGCACGUCAUGGUCUACGCCGACCCGCAGGACCUGUUCCACCAAAUCCCGGAUCUGCAGGGGAAGCUGUGCAGCCGGCCGCAGCCAGGUGAGACCCAGGGGCCUGUGCCCAGAGCAGCCUCGGCCGGACCCAGGGCCGGUGGCCAGUGGCGGCCCUUUCUUAUGUUGCUCCCACUGAACCAAGGCCUGUGUCUAGGGGCUGGAACCCCUUUCAAUAACAUGGGAUCAAUAAUAGCACCUCCUGGUGGGCUUUUGGCCGUCCCCGCCCAGAAGCUGAGGGACAAUGGCGUCUCUGUCUUGGUGGUGGGCGUGGGGCCCGUCCUGAGCGAGGCUCUGCGGAGGCUCGCGGGCCCCAGGGACGCCCUGAUCCACGUGGCGGCCUACACGGACCUGAGGUUCCACCGGGACGCGCUCAUCGAGUGGCUCUGUGAAGAAGCCAAUCGGCCCGUCAACCUCUGCAAACCCAGCCCGUGCAUGCACGAGGGCACCUGCGUCCUGCGGAACGGGAGUUACCUCUGCGCGUGCCGAGACGGCUGGGAGGGCCCCCACUGUGAGAACCGUGAGUGGGUCCUUGCUCCGCGUGGGUGAGCUGGGGGUGGUGUUCUGAGACCGGCUGAGCCCUGGGAGGCUCAUUGAAGGCAGGCUCGAGGGCGUUGGCUCCGUGGAAGGAAUCCUAGCAUCCUUUGUUCAUUCACACAGGCAGCAUGUAGCUCCGGUCUCCUGCAUCCCCGGUAUUGUUCUGGGGACGAUGGGUGUGGGGAACAUGAACAGUGAGAAUGCCUGCCCUUGUGGGAGCAUCCAUGUGCGGGGGAGACAGGACAUAAGCACAGCAUCUGGUGUCCCUGCUGGUGCUCAGCACACUGGAGCAAAGUCAUGGGGCGGGGAGGGAGGCCUCGGUCAGGAGCCCCGGAGUGACUGGCUGACGAGGACGUGGGCCCCGACACAGGAAGGUGGGUGGAUGCGGUGGAAGCUGGUGGGAGUUCUUUUUUGAAUGUUUCUAUUUGCUCAGUGAAGUGGGAGGAAUCAGCUGAGCGUGAGGAUGGGGAGGAGGUGCAGGAGGUUGGCGGAAAGAAGUAACCAUCUAAGAGAGGGGACCAGACUGAGGUCCUAGAGAAGGGCUGCUGGGCAGCACUGCGGGCCCACCUGGGGCUCCUGUUAUGAUUUUAAAGUUAGAACCCCGAGACCAGAAGGUGGCUCCCCUUGGAGCUUGGGGUCUCGGCCACGGGCAGAGGUGGGCUUCCUAAGGCGGGCAGUGAAUCUGAAGGGCCCUCAGAUAGGACCUUUGGUCUGGCCUCUUCUGCUUGUUCUUAACCCACAACCAAGACAUGCGGGGGCCCGCACGGCUGCUAGUAGGGUGAGGACCAACACUCAUGGCCUCACGGCUCGCUUCUUCCCAGGGGCCUUGAGAGGAGAUGCCCCCAAGGCAGGAGGGCGGCCGCCCAGCCCGUCCCGGCAACUCCGGAGGCCUGGGCACCCCGGACGCUGAAAGGACGCCUGCCCUCGGCGGAGCAUCCUCAUGACGGUCCUCUGAGCGCCUGCCUCCAGCUCUGUCCGGAGCCCGCCACCCGGGGAGCAGCGAUGUCCCAGCUGCAGACAGCGCCUCUCGGGGACUUGGUAGCAGCUGAUUUCACUCGCUAAUGAUGGUGUUGGAAACUCUUGACGUGUAAGUAAACAUUUCCUUUCUAGUUGUGCCCCGUUGAGCUUGUCGCCGUCCCCUUCCCCCUGAGGAAAAACAGGAACCCGGAGACUUUUGAUGGCCUGUGGGCAGCUCACGCGGCCAUUGGCCAAUGUUGGGACAGCGAUGCUCAAGAGGAGGCAGUGACUAGCAUGUCGUUCGGAUCACCGAAGCGAUGGCAUUUCGAGAUGGAGAAAGUGCAGAACUUCUUCUUUCCCGAAAGACGUCCUAGAUGCGUUCGUGGUUUUUGUUUGAAAAGGGGCUUGAGCGGCAUUUGUGACCUCUGGUGACUGGCUCUGUGUGGGGGGAGACGGGGAAAAGGCCCAGAUUGGACAGUGACCGAUGAACCAGCUUGUUUGGCUCUGGGGCUGAGUGUGCAAACAGCCCUGGUUCUGGGGGGGCCACAUUCUCCUUUAGAGUUUACUUGGGGGGGUCACUGUGGGGUGUUUACCGAGUGCUUUUCUUACUCUCCUUUUAGUGGGGGUGCAAAGAGCAAUGGAAUUCUUAAACUCAACAGAUAGAGAAUAAAGAAACUUAGAACGGU
Messenger RNA from Myotis brandtii (Brandt's bat), 3730 nucleotides. It is a transcript of the gene VWA2, whose product is annotated as von Willebrand factor A domain containing 2. Gene Ontology annotation, molecular function: calcium ion binding. The record is from RefSeq and is a predicted model, not a curated record. The transcript has 14 exons. Gene Ontology annotation, biological process: calcium-independent cell-matrix adhesion. The coding region runs from base 15 to 2099 and encodes 694 amino acids. Gene Ontology annotation, cellular component: basement membrane. Lineage: Eukaryota; Metazoa; Chordata; Mammalia; Chiroptera; Vespertilionidae.